GGUCUUUUUAAAUCAGGUGUUCUCUUGUGUUUGAUCAUGGCUGGGGAAAUGUCCAUUUUGGGGUCAGCUAUCCUUGCUCUUUUUCUGGCUGGUUAUCUGGGACAGCAAUACUUACCACCCCCCAAACCGAAAGUAAUUGGUAUUGACCUUGGCACUACAUUCUGUUCGGUUGGAGUGUUCCACCCGGGACUGGGGGAGGUGGAGGUGAUCGGUGAUUUGCAGGGACGGAAGAGCAUCCCCAGUGUGGUCUCGUUCACGGUCUCCGGCAUCCAUUCUGGGUAUGAGGGGCAGGACCUGGCUGACGCCAAUCCUCUCAACACCAUCUACGAUGCCAAGAGAUUCAUUGGGAAGCUGUUCACCCCCGAGGAUUUGGAAAGGGAAAGCGCACCAUACCAGUUUCAGGUUUUGCAUCACAAUGGGAGUGCUGAAUUUUCCAUCUCGACCAAUAGAACGUUCACUGUUACUCCCGAGUAUAUCGGCUCCCGCCUGCUGUUAAACAUGAAGAAGAUGGCGGAGGGUCACCUCGGGGUCCCGAUCAGCAAGGCGGUCAUCUCAGUGCCUGCAGAUUUUGAUGAAAGGCAGAGGAACUACACUGUCCAGGCAGCAAACCUUGCAGGUCUGGAGGUCCUGCGUGUUAUCAAUGAGCCCACAGCAGCUGCCAUGGCGUAUGGGCUACACAAGGUAGACGUGCUCAAUGUGCUGGUGGUGGACCUUGGGGGCGGUACCCUGGACGUCUCCUUAUUAAAUAAACAGGGAGGGAUGUUUCUCACCAGAGCUAUGGCAGGUAAUAAUAAGCUGGGAGGACAGGACUUUAACCAGAGGCUGCUGCAGCAUGUAUUUACCCGCGUCCACGAGCAGUAUGGAGCCCUGCCCUCCCACGAAGGAGACAUUCACACCUUGAGGCAGGCUGUGGAAGCGGCCAAACUCAACCUAACCCUGGGGCAGACCUCCCUGAUCCGAGUGCCCCUCUCCCUGCGGGGCAGCGCGGGCUCCGUUGUUUACGAGGACGUCCUGACCAGGCAGCUCUUUGAGGAUCUCAACGCAGACCUCUUCCAGAAGAUCCUCACGCCCAUCGAGGAGGUGCUGAGGGAAGGCCGGCUGGACAAGUCGGAAGUGGAUGAGAUCGUCCUGGUUGGGGGUUCGACGAGAAUCCCGCGGAUUCGGCAGAUUAUAGCUCAGUAUUUUGGGAUGGAGCCCAACACGUCCGUGGACCCGGAGCUGGCAGUGGUGAUCGGAGUGGCCCUCCAGGCAGGGAUCAUGGGGGGGUCAUGGCCCUUGCAGGUCAGUGCCAUCGAGAUUCCCAACAGACACCUGAGGAAGAGCAACUUCUUAUAAUGGUCAAGAUACUGGGCACGGGCACGGCAGCCGUACAGCGCAGCUAUUAAAGCUUUCUGUGUGUACAUAACUGACACUGUGUGGCAGGAGAGAGUUAUUUAUUUAUACUUCCCAGCAGGGUGUCUGGUAACCCAUACCUUUGAAAUGUUCAUCCCUUCGUGCCAAAAGCAGCCUACUGUAAGCGUCGUGUUCAUCAGCUUGAGAUGUUUCUUGUAAAAGUAAAACCGUGCAAGUGUGAUUGCUGCCUGUCUGAAAACCGUCCAGUAACGCCCAGCACACAAGCAUGCACUUCGUGGAGCUGGCUCUCCCUGCUCACUGGGCUGAGCGGUUUACUCUUGUAUUAUGGCAGAGCACACUCUCUUUAUAUGGAUUAGUGUUUGGAUUCCAUGAAGUCUGUGACGCUAUUAAUCUCUAUGCCUCCCCGGAACACCAACAAUCUCUUUUAAGCUUUUAUUUCUAGAACGGUUAAAAGGACCAAAGCAAAAUGAAAGGGCAUUCACAGGGCUGCUGAAGUAGGACAACUAAUGCAAUGCAUCCCCUGGAUUUAAAGUGUAAUGGAAAGAAACUGUCAGAUAUGUAAUAUAUAAAGAUCGUAUUUCAUUUC
Molecule: messenger RNA, 1939 nt
Organism: Polyodon spathula (Mississippi paddlefish)
Lineage: Eukaryota; Metazoa; Chordata; Actinopteri; Acipenseriformes; Polyodontidae
Gene: hspa13
Product: heat shock protein 70 family, member 13
Exons: 5
Coding region: 37-1335 (432 amino acids)
Biological process (GO): protein refolding; cellular response to unfolded protein; vesicle-mediated transport
Cellular component (GO): cytoplasm; nucleus; plasma membrane
Molecular function (GO): ATP binding; heat shock protein binding; ATP hydrolysis activity
Source: RefSeq, a predicted model, not a curated record